AUGGGGGAUCAGGGCUCUGGUUCAGGUGUGAAUUGGCUGAAAAGACAAUUUACAGAGAGCCUGUGGUGUCAGAAGAAGCACUCCCGCUUCCGGUUCCUGCUCCUGUUUUGUCUGUUUUUUUUCUUCAUCUUUUGUAUGACAAGCAGCUCUAUGUCAUUGUGGGAGAAGUUUCCAUUCCACGUUUACUACCAAAGGUUAUUCAAUCAAACAAAUCUACCUCCUUCUUAUGGUGCCUAUCCGAAACCCAGAGCCAAACCAAAUGAAAUAUAUAAAACCACAAAGCACCCAACUUUACCACCUACUGUUCCGCCAACUGUGCGUCCUACAGGUAUGCAGUUUCACCAUGCCUACCCACGCAACUACCACUUUAUUAUGGAUCAUAAAGAUGCAUGCAACACCAAAACCCCUUUCCUAGUCCUAAUGGUUCCAGUGGCACCAAGAAACGUGGCAGCUCGAGACGCCAUCCGUCAGACAUGGGGCAAAGACAGUCUAGUUCAGGGCGAGGUGGUGCUAACUCUGUUCAUGCUGGGUCUCUCUGGAGGAGCCGAUGUGAAGCAGGUGCAGGAGCAGCUGAAACAGGAGAAUCUACAGCACCAGGACUUGAUCCAGAGUGACUUCAUUGACACUUACCUUAAUCUAACUACCAAAACAAUGGUGAUCAUGGACUGGCUGGCCACACGCUGCCCUGGAGCAGCGUACGCCAUGAAGAUCGACUCAGACAUGUUCCUGAACAUCGACAAUUUAAUGAUCAUGCUACAGAAGCCAGACACCCCCAAGCUGAACUACCUGACAGGGAUGCUGAUGUGGAACCGGCCGGUGGUCCGUUCAAAGAACUCCAAGUGGUACGUCCCAGUGGAGAUGUACCCCGAUCCCAAGUACCCGACCUACACUCUGGGCAUGGGGUAUAUCUUCUCCAAUGAUCUUCCAGAAAGAUUUGUGGAGGUCUCCAAAUCAAUCAAGCCCUUCAGAAUAGAGGAUGCCUAUGUUGGAAUGUGCAUGAAAAAGCUUGGUCUGGCACCCAAAUCGCCACCAAAUCCCUCCCAGUUCAGAGCCUAUAACAAAAGAUAUAACCGCUGUGAAUACUCCAAGGUCAUCACCUUCAUUCUUGGGUCUCCAAAACAGUUACUGGAAUACUGGACAGACUUGAAGAAGCCUGAACCACCUUGUAAGGAAGAAGGCUAAUACAGCUUGACUGAAAAAGUACUUGGAUUGAGGGGAUUGACUUGCAGGGGAAAUUAAUGUUAAUAUAUUUAUGGAUUUCUACUGUACUGAGCAGAACAGAUGAGCAGAACGAAGGAGUCUGAACAACUGAAUGAUCAAGACAUGACCUUUUUACCUUUCGUGUGGAUUUAAAACUCCUUUGUUGGGUUGCCAAAAAAGAAUUGAAAAGAAUGACUAUGAGGAGAUGUUUAUUCUUCCCGACAGUGGAAAUGUAAAUAUGUGCAUGGGAUUAAAAGUGCCCUGAGGAU
Molecule: messenger RNA, 1469 nt
Organism: Centropristis striata (black sea bass)
Lineage: Eukaryota; Metazoa; Chordata; Actinopteri; Perciformes; Serranidae
Product: beta-1,3-galactosyltransferase 2-like
Exons: 2
Coding region: 1-1182 (393 amino acids)
Cellular component (GO): membrane
Molecular function (GO): N-acetyl-beta-D-glucosaminide beta-(1,3)-galactosyltransferase activity
Source: RefSeq, a predicted model, not a curated record